Messenger RNA from Babesia bovis T2Bo, 968 nucleotides. Its product is annotated as putative centrin 3. The record is from RefSeq and is a predicted model, not a curated record. Gene Ontology annotation, molecular function: calcium ion binding. The coding region runs from base 267 to 794 and encodes 175 amino acids. Lineage: Eukaryota; Apicomplexa; Aconoidasida; Piroplasmida; Babesiidae. The transcript has 4 exons.
GCAGUAUGUAAUAUUAUCCUUUUUAUUUUUGUCUAUUGAAAUAAAAGGGUGGGUAUUAUCCAGUUUCUCAAUAUAGAUAUAUUGUGCUGAUGUGGAUGGUGUAGAUAACGUAGACUCGAACCAGCGCUAUCCACGUUAUUCACCUAUUUGAUAUUUUUGUUUUUUGAUAGGCAUAAAAUCUGGUAUAAUAUCCAAUGGAUUGAUGAAUGCUCAAGUUAAUCUCAGCACAUCAACACCCAACCAGUGUCUAGAUUACGAAGGAAACAAUGUAUCCCCGGCAUGAAUCGUCUCAUGCGCCUUUAAAUAGAAUGCCUGGUGGCCAAAUGAUUCGAAGAGGUAGAAAUGAGGUCAGCGAAUACCAUUUAAACGAAAUAUCUGCUGCCUUUCGCUUAUUGGACUCCGAUAAUACUGGGAAAAUAGAUUAUCAAGAACUAAAGGUGGCACUGCGUGCUCUUGGUUUUCAGGUUCAUAAGAAAGAGGUUCUACAACUCAUGACCAAACAUGAUCCCAAAAACACCGGAUAUAUAGAUUUUGAGGCAUUUAAAUCUAUAAUGAUCAAAAAAAUAUCCGAAAGGGAUCCCAUGGAGGAAAUAAAUAUGUCAUUUGAAUUAUUCGAUGCUGAUAAUAAGGGUAAAAUAUCUUUUAAAGACCUCAAGCGUGUAUCCAUGGAGUUGGGGCACAAUAUACCAGAUGAAGAACUUCGUGCUAUGAUCGACGAAUUUGACAACGAUAGAGAUGGUGCUAUAUCGAAGGAUGAUUUCAUAGGCAUAAUGCGCCAGACAAUAACAUACUAGAUGCAAAAAUAUCACGGCAUCUAAGCAUUACAUACCCUAACCGUGGAGUUCCCUUAGACCCCAUCCUUUAAUUAAUGGUCAUUCACGUUCGGUUGGCUGUCUGCUUAAAAUUGCAUUUAUAAGCAUAGGGGCAACCUGAUUACGUGGCCGCAUCAUCACAUAUCACCACCUAUU